AUGAAUUAUGUAAUUAAAUAAACAGAAUAAUUUUUAAGGGGUCUAAAGACAUGUCAUUCAAUUGAUUAGAAUUUACAUUGUUACUUUUCUAAAAAUGGUAUAUUGAAAUAUAAAAAAUUAAGGAAUUUUAUUGUUGAGCAAUUAUCAAUAAUUUGAGGAUGUUGAAACAAAAAAGCCCACUUUUUUUAUAUAUUUUAAUUCUAAUUCAUUUGAAUAACUCUAAACUAAUUCAAUUCAUUAUAAAAUGCCUUAAACAUUAACUCCAGAUCUAUAAAUAAAACUAUAAAAACUCAAUUCUACUUUGGAUAAAUUAGCUUUCGAAUUGAACAUUCUUUAAUUAUAUACAAGUUUAAAACCUUUUAAAAAAUAAAUUAAAAAAAUAGAGAUAUAAGUUUAUUACACUAUUUCUCAAUUGAGAGUAAUACAAAAAUUUAAAAUGAUUGUAUUUUUUAAGGAUUCAUUUUUUACUAUUGAAUGCCCAAUUAUUUAAUUAGAUGAAAUAGAAUAAAUGGAAUUGAUUAGAAAAUAUAUGGAAAAGAGAAGACACUUAGAAGUAUUAGAGGUUGAUCCAAAAAUCUCAGAAUAUUUAAACGAUUUUAAUGAAAAAGAAGCGCUUUAAUUUAUUUUGAAGAGAAAUACUAUUGAAAUUCAUUUAAAUAGUCAAAAAUAGGAAACAUCUCUAGAAUUAAAUAGUGGAUUUUUAACUUAAUAUAAGUUUGAUGAUUUUAUUAGUAUUUACAAAAAUGUUAACACUAUCAAUAUAGAACCAAAUAUAUUAACUCCUUUUCAUGGAUAUGGAUUCAAAAUCUCUAUUUCAAAAGAUGUUAAUUAAAAAGCCAGAAUAUUUAUUUCUUAAGAUUGGCAAGAUUAAAUCAGUAUGGUUUUAAAAUCCAUUACCACACUUACUAAUAGGAUAAAAGUUAUCUCAAUCUUAGAUGAUGAUUGUAAUGAUGAUGAAUUGUAUAUUUAAUUUCAAUUAAAUUUUAGAUUAGAUAUUAUAGCUGAAUAUUAAAUUGAUAGAGUAUAGGAAUAGGAAUCAGUAAUGUAAAUCUAAUAAGUUGAAGAAUAAUAAUAGAUAAGAAAGAAAAUAAAAAUGAAUUAAAAAAUUUGA
Molecule: messenger RNA, 1111 nt
Organism: Paramecium pentaurelia
Lineage: Eukaryota; Ciliophora; Oligohymenophorea; Peniculida; Parameciidae
Source: the annotation of a GenBank genome assembly